CGUCGGAGAACCUGGCCGUCAAGAGAGCAGCUCGCGAGAAGCGCGCAUACGGGCAGCGGCGGCAGAGAGGCGUGCAAUUUGCCUGCGCUGCUUACGUGGCAGUAUUUGUGGCGACGUACCUGCCUUCAUAUCUCCUCAACAUCGACCACCGGGUGGCUCUACUUAGUGCGCUGACGUCGAUGAUGCUCGCCACGAGCUUGGUUACGUCAUGCCUGGAAGCUGCGUUCGACUUCGUCCGACAGAUCUGGCAAGUGGUGCCGUGGAGCAUCCUCUUGUUCAUCGGGGCAACCCAAGUCUCGUCGAAGCUACUGCAGGUCUACGAUAUUCCACACGAGGUCUUCAAGCUGGUGUCCACUUCCUUCUGGGAGGAGUGCACAGCGGUCCAGGCGCAAUUCAUGCUGGCCAUCGCCAGCUCGGUGAUGGCCGAAACGGCGGACAAGCGGGUGCUCGUCCAGGUCAUGGCGCCAGUCGUGGUGAACAUCGCAGAGGUACAGCGCGUGCACCAGACGUAUUACGCGAUUCCGGUGAUCGUGGGCGCCUCGUCCAACGUCAUCAUGCCGGCGUCGGCCCCGCUCGCCCUGAUGCACGAAUUGGCGCGAGUGUCCUUCUGGAGGCUGCUUCUGUUUGGCUUGCUCGCGAAGGCCAUCGUCCUGAGCAUGGUCAUCGUGAUGGUCAACGUAGCGGACAAGUACGGCAUUCUCAGCACCCAAACGACUCCGGAAUGAGCCGCUACCUUUUAGGGAGUCAUAUAUUUCGUUUUCGCCCCCAACUGCCAUUUGCUACGUCGUAAUGAGGAACGCAGAUCUUAGCGCACGAACUGUACGCAACUUUAACUUUGUUUUCUCUGUUACCGUGGCAACUUCGCAGCCAGCCUUCUUGGGACACUCGCUGGUAUAUAGGCGUUUAGGUAUAUAGGCGUUCGUUUAUAGGCGUUUCAUAUUAGUCUUCCCACCAGUACUGUUAACCAGUCUGUUUCUGUCUCGUUGGCGUUCUCUCUCUCUUUCCUUCCGUUUUUAUUUCGGUUCAAUCGGACAUUUCGUAUCUUGUGAAUGUGUAUCGACGUUUGCUGGACCUCGUUUAUUAUUCACUCUUUGUUACUGCACAUAGUGAAUAUAGCCAUCGGCUCAUCAUGAGCGCUACGUACAUUACCACACACUGCGCA
Messenger RNA from Dermacentor albipictus, 1162 nucleotides. The record is from RefSeq and is a predicted model, not a curated record. NCBI's taxonomy places the organism in Eukaryota, Metazoa, Arthropoda, Arachnida, Ixodida, Ixodidae.